Trypanosoma theileri is the source of this 978-nucleotide messenger RNA. RefSeq lists its product as uncharacterized. NCBI's taxonomy places the organism in Eukaryota, Euglenozoa, Kinetoplastea, Trypanosomatida, Trypanosomatidae. The record is from RefSeq and is a predicted model, not a curated record. Bases 1 to 978 code for a protein of 325 amino acids. The transcript has a single exon.
AUGAUUGUGCACCGUGUGUUGUUUUAUCUCGCUUUGCUUGUGUGUGUUGAGUCUCUCUGUUUGGCCACUGCACAGACUCAACCUGGUGUUCAGGCUGAUUCCGCUUGCAAAGAAGAUGAUAGUGGUUGUUCUGCUGCUGCUCGUCCUGCUGCACCACCACCACCAACACCACCUGGUGGUGGAGCUUGUCCUCCAGGCGAGAGUGGUACUACGUGUACUCCUACGGUUAGUAAACCUAAAGCUGCUCGUGAGGAUUGUGCGGAAUCUUCUGGGGAGGAUAGUUGUCCUAGCAAUGUUGAUGAGACUCAAGAGAAUUGCGCUUCUGGUAAGUCUCCUUGUGAACCCACACCACAAGACGCGGCUCAUGCUAACUCAAAUGAAAAUCGUGGAACUAAUGGUGGCGAACAUCAAGGUCCUACAAUUGCAAGUCGUCCUGUAACUGACCAGGGUUCUCAUACUGAUGGACGACAAGAGGAUCGUGCUGAAGCACCUGCUGUUCUUCCUCCUGGUGAACCAGAAACUCGGGAAACUCAAAGUGGAAACGGUACACAAGAUGCUGCUUCUUCUCCCGCUGCGGGGAGUAGUAGCGGUGCUCCUGCCGCUGACGGUCAAACUGAAAGCAAUGUGGACAGUGCAGCCGAAGAAGGUGGAUCUAAACAGGGAGAUGAAACAGCACAACCUUCUUCUCCUUCCAACAAUUCGGCCACAGGGAGUGAUGUUGGUUCUGAUGCUGCAACACCUGAGAAUGGCACUAUAUCUGCUGAGAGUGAAUCAUCAAACAACCCAAAUGCGGGAGGAAAUACAGAAACCACCACCACCACCACAACAACAACUACCACUACCACAACAACACUUCCUCCUGAACCUGCAAACAACAAGAAGGGUGAUGCAGACAGCAGCAGCAGUAUCAGCAGUUCUGUGUGGGUGCGUGUACCACUACUGAUUGUGGUUACACUGGCCUGUAUUCUUGUGUGCUGA